UCUUCCCCCCUACCCAACCCGCCACUACUGCACCAUCUUCCACGCCGCGUGUGCGAUUCGCCAACCACGUACGGUUCCUUCGUCGUGAAGUUGAAGGUCGGUCUUUGCACAGCCCUACAACGUACCUGCUUUGGCAGCUUCCUCUCUCUUCCUCCUCCAUCUCUCUUUCUCUCUCUCCCUCCUUUUGUCUUCCAUUCUCAGAUUCGAUUCUCUUUUGAAAGGCAGCCGGGAGAGUGAUAUGCACAUGCGCCAAGGGACGAUGCAGAGCGGUAGGACUCCUCGACGAGAUCAUUGCCGCGAACAUCCUUAGGAGGCUUUGAGCUGCUGGGAGAGAGCUAGCAAGCAGUACAGCACAACAGCAAGGGAAAGAAGGAGCAAGAGCUCGAAUUGGCGAAUAAGGGGAUAUAAACGAAACCACAGAGAGCCAUGCCGCCUCGGCGCUCGCAUAAGAAGUCGAGGGCAGGCUGCCAACGGUGCAAGUUAAGAAAAGUCAAGUGCGACGAAGCCCACCCCAUCUGCGGGAACUGCACCAAACACGGCGUCCCCUGCGACUUCGACGACCCCUCCGCCCUCUCACCCCCCAGCUCGCUGGUGCGGUACACCACUCCCUCCUCCUCCACGCCCAAACCCUCGCCCUCCACAACCCACCAUCCAUUUCCCCCCUCCCCAUCCCUCCCCUUUCAUCUCGACCCCCCAUUACCCUCCACAACACUCUCGCCCUACUCCCCCACCUCCCGCGCUACGGAAUUGAGGCUGCUGCAUACAUACACCACCGUCACGGCCCCGACGCUGGCAUGGGGGGACACACCACCCGCAGCGCUGGCGUGGCAGCUUGCGGUCCCGAAUCUGGCGUUUAAUACACCCUGCCUCAUGGAUGCGCUGCUCGCUAUCGCAGCGCUGCACCUGCGUGCUCUCACACCCUCUGAUCCGAGUUUACCGCGGCUGUUCCACGCAUACAUGGCCUCUGCGCUGAGUUCCUACACAGCAACACUUCACUCGGGGGUGACUGCGGAAAACGCGCCAGCGUUAUUCGCAACAGCAGCGUUGAUAGCAUUCCAAGCCUCCGCCUCGCGACGCUUCCUCAACGAGCCCGGGAGCGAGGCUGAACCGUAUUCCUUACCCACACAAUGGUUCCACGCCUUCCAAGGCGUAAAAACCGUCGUCAUCGCCGCCUGGCCCUUCCUCCGCUCGUCAGAUAUCCGACCCAUCAUCUCCGCACAACCCGCUCUCGCACUCGAUCUGCACCCCUCGCGGCCCGCCUUCUUCGACGACCUCCUAGUCGGGCUAGAUGAGCAACUCCUGGGCCUAGAAGAGGGGGAGAUGGAGGAGACCAGAAGGGCGUAUGAGCAUUCAGUAGCGUAUCUGAACUGGGCUCACGCCCGCCCCGAAAAAGCCCGCAUCGUCGGCUUCCCCGCCACCGUCUCCCGUCGGUUCAUUGAGCUCGUCGACCGCGCCGACUCGCGGGCAUUAGCCGUGAUCGCGUCUUUCUUCGCCAUGACCCGCGCCGUGGACGGGGCGUGGUGGCUCUCCGGCGUGGCACGCAAAGAAGUUCGCGGGAUCCUGGGAUUGCUGGGGGAGGAGUGGAGGGGGAGGCUGGGGUGGGCGGUUAGGGUUGCGGAGUGGGAGGGGGAGGUGGGGGAGGAUGUUUGGGGUGGGGGGUGGGGAGAAGGGGAGGGGUUGGAUGGGGGGAGUGGGGGGUGGGGGGAUGUUAGCGUAUGA
Pseudogymnoascus destructans is the source of this 1719-nucleotide messenger RNA. RefSeq lists its product as uncharacterized. Gene Ontology annotation, biological process: regulation of transcription by RNA polymerase II. The record is from RefSeq and is a predicted model, not a curated record. The transcript has 3 exons. The coding region runs from base 427 to 1719 and encodes 430 amino acids. Gene Ontology annotation, molecular function: DNA-binding transcription factor activity, RNA polymerase II-specific; zinc ion binding. Lineage: Eukaryota; Fungi; Ascomycota; Leotiomycetes; Thelebolales; Thelebolaceae.